Messenger RNA from Penaeus vannamei (Pacific white shrimp), 2105 nucleotides. RefSeq lists its product as uncharacterized. Lineage: Eukaryota; Metazoa; Arthropoda; Malacostraca; Decapoda; Penaeidae. The record is from RefSeq and is a predicted model, not a curated record.
ACAGUUAGCACCACUAAUUUCGUUCACUCAGUCGUCUCACGCACGUCUGCCAUCUGAGAGGAACCAGCAGCAUGGGGGGCGAUCCUCAUCACACCUCACAGCGACAGGCUCGCUCAAAUCGUGCGAAUGAGGAGAAGGAUGAAGGGCCGUCUAUGCAGCAGAUCAAUGAAGAGUUCGUGACCCUCUACGAACUCCUGGAGAAACAGGGACUGAACGAGAGCGAGUGGGUGGCCGUGACGCAGCCCAUCGUCGACGUCGUCCGCAAGGCCAAGGUCCGGCAGCGGGCGGCGCGGAUGGCCAAGUGGGUGUCCGUCUGCGCCGGCCUCCUGCUGGCCACGCACCUCCUGCUGCAGAUUUCGCUGGUGCAGAAGGCCGGUCACGUCCUCUUCAGGCACUUCCUGCUGCUGAUCUUGCCUCGCUGGGACUGGACUCGCGUCUACUACUCGGACUGCUUCAUCUCCAACCCGUACUACGUGAGCCGAUCUCUGCUGGAGGAUGACUGCAAUGUGUGCGAAUCCCUCGAGAAGAUGGACCGGCUGUCGAACGUGUCGUCUUGGGUCGUCACGGAGGACUACUUGAAGAACGACGUCCCCUUCUUGGUCACCGACGCCAUGGACGACUGGCCCGUCAUGAACACGGAGGAGUUCUGGUUCGACAACGUCACGGAGAUGUACCUGAGCGAGGAUCUGCGAGGCGUGUACCCGUGCGAGCUCACGUCCAACCUCCGCCUGCGCCCGGACGACCUGCGGACCUUCCUCAAGAAAAUACACAAUCCUGACGUCCGGCGGUGGUACGGUCACUGGGAGAACUGCAACAAGAAAGCAGCCAAGGUCCUGCGCCAGCUGUAUCGGCGCCCCUACUUCAUCCCGCACAUGGUCGAUCUGUCGGACUCGAACUGGGUCCUCUUAUCGUCGGACUUCAAGGGGAAAGUGUACAAGGAGGUGGACUUCCACACGGAGCUCCUGUGGGUGGCGCAGGUGCGCGGCUGGAGCAAGAUCCGCCUCGUGCCCCGAGAGCCCUGCGACCACUUCUGCCCCGAGCUGCUGGACACGCUGACGGAGGGGCACAUGGUUGUGGUGACAAACCUUUUGUGGAAGUUCGAAUACAUCCCCGGGGAACACACCGACAACAUGGCCGUCGCAGUGGGAGGAUUUUGGACCUAGAGCGCCGUCGGCCGCAUCGCGAGGCGCAGGGAUUACCCGCUCGAAUUUUCCUUAGUCAUAGCAAAUUGAAUCAAGAGAGGACUGAUGUCUUGCGAGUCUACAUUUUUCUUUGCGAUUUUUAUUCCCUUUUUUGGGUUGUGUUGUUCCUAUUUUCAAAAUGACAAGAGGGCCAAAAGACAGAAAUUUUAGGAUUUAAUCGGAUAUACGAGAGGUAUGAGUAAUAUACUGUAUACCUCCUUUAUAGAAGUCACACAAAUUAGACCAAAGAAUUAUCACAUUUAAUCAGACUAAAUUUCCAUUAGAUGCAUCAAACCCUUCAGGUCUAGUCAACCGUCACCGCAUGGAUCUUGUUCAAAAGCAUUCUUCCUAAACAUCAUGUAACAUUACAGAUUCACCUGGGGAAACAUGUUCAUAAUUCGUGGAAACGUGUUCAUUAUGCAUUUCCUUCAUUUCAUGCGUUAUCUAUUUAGCAUUUCCAAAGACGAAAAAACAGGAUUUCUGUUGCCUAUAUUUCACUGAUUUUCAUAAUUUUAUUUGUUGACUCUUCCUCGAGUAAUCUAAUAGAAUUACAUUCCUAUAGAUCGUAGACGAAGUUGUAAAAGGGAUAUUUUAUGACUUAAAAAGGGCGAAAAAGAACCACUUAAUGGUUGUGAGGGAAGAGAAGGCUUAAAAGGAAGGGAAACACUUUUAUAUGUUUCGGUAUAUUAGAUCUGCGACAUUACUGAUUCCAUUUGUGAAUGAGACUUUCCUAUUGUAUUUUAUGUUGUUUUUUCGUUACAUUAAGAUACGUGUAUAAUUAUAUUUGUUAACUGUGAUCUCAGUUUUAGGUAACAUGUUCAUAAAUAUGUUUUGUCAAAUACGAAAAAGUUUUGUAUUUAUUAAAACGAUCAGUGUUAUGGUGGCAUCAGUACCUUCAACAUGAAAUACAUAUGCGAUAUAAAA